This is a messenger RNA of Cyphellophora attinorum, 1707 nucleotides long. RefSeq names its product Pyruvate decarboxylase. The record is from RefSeq and is a predicted model, not a curated record. The transcript is spliced from 3 exons. NCBI's taxonomy places the organism in Eukaryota, Fungi, Ascomycota, Eurotiomycetes, Chaetothyriales, Cyphellophoraceae. The coding region runs from base 1 to 1707 and encodes 568 amino acids. Gene Ontology annotation, molecular function: carboxy-lyase activity; magnesium ion binding; thiamine pyrophosphate binding.
AUGGAAGUGGCACGAUACCUCUUUGCACGCCUACACGACUUAGGUGUACGAAGUCUGUUCGGAACUCCGGGGGAUUACAACCUAGUCGCUCUGGAUUUCCUGGAGGAUGCUGGACUGCGAUGGGUUGGUAAUUCGAACGAAUUGAAUGCUGGCUAUGCGGCAGAUGGCUACGGAAGAAUCAAAGGCAUCGCGGCUCUCAUCACGGUGUUCGGGGUCGGCGAACUAAGUGCAAUCAAUGCCAUCGCUGGUGCUUACGCUGAGCGAAGCCCAGUGGUACACAUUGUAGGCACUCCAUCGACAUCGUUCCAAAGUUCUGGCCUCUGUUUGCAUCACUCUCUCGGCAAUGGCGACUUCAGAGUGUUCGCAAACAUGUAUACACAAAUAACAGUCGCUCACACGAAUCUGUCAGACAUAACCACAGUGGCCUCGGAGAUUGAUCGCGUCCUCAAGGCGUGCGUGCACGAGUCGCGACCAGUGUACAUUGAACUUCCGACCGACAUGGUUUCACAGACGAUUCCGACUUCUGAAGCCAUGAGCAAUGGCACGCUGAUCCAGAGCAACGGUACACUCCACGCACACUGGUUUGAGGACUCUGUGGUCGAUAUCAUACGAGAGAAGAUCACCUCCGCGCAGAGACCUUUCAUCAUUGUGGACGGAUUGGUCCGAGCAUACGAUAUAGAAGGCGAGGUUAAUGCGAUCGUGAGAUCGAGCAACAUUCCCACUUCGACCACUCCCGCCGGAAAGAGCAUGAUCAGCGAACAGGCGCCCAAUGUGUGUCGACUCUACAAGGGCACAGCUGGAGACCCCGAGUACAGCGCAUACAUCAAGACUCGCGACUUGCUCAUCUACUUCGCGCCGCUGUGGAGCGAUUGCAAUACAUUUGGCUUCAGUACAAUUCACAAGGACUCAACAACCAUUGUCUUUCACCAAGAUGCAGUCACGAUCAGGGGCAAAGAAUUCCGGAUCCAGGUCAAAUCUCUACUUCAGAAGCUUCUUGAGAGCAUGAGCGACUGGAAAUGUCAGGUGCAGGUUUCUGCCCAGUGUCUCAUGCCAGACGUACCGACCCCAGACGUGGUACAGGGACCGGAAAGCCAAGAGCCAAUCAAACAAAGCGCCUUCUGGCGACUCUGUUCUCAAGUACUUACCUCCGGCGAUGUGGUCUUGACUGAAUGCGGCACAUCCUCGAUUGGCGCCUAUGAUCUCGUGCUGCCCGAAGACGUCCGCAUGGUCACCUCGGCGCUUUGGCUGUCCAUCGGUUUCAUGCUUGGUGCUGCUCAGGGAAGCGCACUGGCAAUACGAGAUCUAGUCGAUGAAGGCAUAGGAGCAGCAGGUCGAACGAUUUUGUUCACGGGUGACGGAAGCCUUCAGAUGAGUGUUCAAGCUAUCAGCGACAUCAUUCGCAACCGACUCGAUAUGAUCAUAAUCAUUAUCAACAACGACGGCUAUACCAUUGAGCGGCACAUUCAUGGCAUGUACGCGCAGUACAACGAUGUGCAGCCAUGGAGAUAUCUGGAGGCCCCCAACUUCUUUGGGGCGAACCUCGACGACCCGACCUACCCGAUCACAUUGCGUAAGGGAACCACCUGGGGCGAUAUCAUACAAGCUUUCGAGGAUCCUGCGGUCAGAAGUGGGAAGGGGCUGAUUAUGAUCGAGGUCGUCAUGGCGAAAGAGGACGCGCCCGAGACGCUCAAGAAUCUAUUCAAAUAG